Molecule: messenger RNA, 1929 nt
Organism: Cladophialophora immunda
Lineage: Eukaryota; Fungi; Ascomycota; Eurotiomycetes; Chaetothyriales; Herpotrichiellaceae
Exons: 2
Coding region: 15-1421 (468 amino acids)
Molecular function (GO): acyltransferase activity, transferring groups other than amino-acyl groups
Source: RefSeq, a predicted model, not a curated record
GGCCUUCCGUCGUCAUGGAGGACAAUAUCCUGAUUCCAGUCCCAUCGUUUCAUGUCGAGCUCGCCGCGCUCGAUGCUCUCCACCCUGUCCACUACAGCCGCCGCCUUCUCAUAUUUCGCUGUACCUCCCUUGCCCAACGAGAUGCUCAACUGGCUGCCUUGAAGGUGGGCUUACAAGCUCUUGGCUUGCGGUGUCCCAUCUUGGGUGGUACCAUUACCCCUCUACAACCUGCAGAAAUCAACACCACCAACUCCAAUCCGGACUGGCGUACGAUCCGGCCUGACCCUGGCAUUGAGCUGGUGGUAAAAGACCUACGGGCGGUGUUGCCUUCUUUUGAGGAGCUCAAGUCCUCCGGGUUUCCCAUCACCGGACUCCCCUAUAACCUGCUUGUGCCUGUGCCUCAGGACAUUGGCAAUGACCGACCCUCCGCGGCAUGCAAGAUCCAGUUCAGCACGAUCGAGGGCGGUACUAUCCUUACCUGGGCAAUGUCACAUUGUGUAGCUGAUGGCAGCGGAAACAACGAGUUGAUGCACGUGCUGAGUGAGGCCACAAAGCUCGCACAAGACCGUGCUACGGACGACGUGCUUGCACAGGCUGCCGCUUCGACGCAGAUAGGGUUUGACCGGAGUAUCAUGCGUGGUAUUUGUAGCGAGAUCCCGUUCAGGAUAGAGGAUCAUCCAGGAUAUAUGGCCAACGCGCCAAAGCGACCCCCAAGCCAUCCCUUCGAGGCUACAUCCGCGGAGGUAUCAGUGCUCUUUCACAUCCCCGCGACUCGGGUGGCGCAACUCAAAGCAGAUGCAACACAGCCGGGCGCACCCCCGAUUUCGACACACGAUGCAAUAUGCGCCCUUAUAUGGCGAAGUCUCAUCCUGAUCCGCAGUCACCGCUCUCCCGAAGCACGGAACGUCCCCGACUCCGCAAAGACCAACCUUUUCAUGCCCUCAGAUGCCCGCCGCCACCUGAACCUCCCGCAAUCGUACAUUGGCAACGCCGUCUACCAACUUUCCGUCUCAAUCGACCUGGGCACCAUCCUCGCCCCAAGCUCGGGCUUGCGGGAAGCUGCCAGCGCUGUCCGCCGCGCUAUCACGGCCGUCAAUCCGACCCUCGUGCGCAGCGUCAUGGCCGAGACAAAUAAGCGGUGGGUGGACUGGGCUUUUCUGGGUAGCUACUCGUCGACCGGAGUGGCCAUGGGCACUGACUGGACGAGCUCGGCGCUUUAUCAACAAGACUGGGGGACCGAGUUCGGGGGCGCCCCGGCCAGGUACAGAUAUCCAAAUGAACCGGGUGUCAAUUGUAUCAUGCCCAAGCUACCAGAUGGAGCUGCGGAGGUCAUAGUCAGCGUUAUGGAAGGCGAAGCGGCCCGAUUGAGCAGUGAAGAGUGUUUUGGGAAGUAUAUCGAGCCACAGCCUGUUGGGAAAUGAUUGUACAGGGCAGAUCGGCUGUUGCCCAGGAACAACGAUCUUCAGGCUACAUCCACUACUCUUCUGCGAUCUAUUCUCGAGUCACUGCAAAGAAAACUAUUAAAUGCGCAUUGCCAUCUCUGCGACGACACACUAUCUCUGUUAGCUUUGUGAAGCCUGUCAUCCUCUUCCUGUCGUUAAGCUGAAUAAUUCAAUUCUGCAAAUACGUCAACAAACAACCCCGUCCUCAAGAGGCAGAAGUCGUCAUCAUGUCCCAGCAUUAAGGGAGAAGAAGAUACACCCCUUUGUUCAAGAAUCAUACACAGGCCUACUGGCGAAAUGCACCAUCUUCUCCCCCCAGUCAAAGACGACCAACAAGCUCCGCAUGAGACUGUCUCCGAUAAUCCCCACGAGGCUGUCCCCUUGGAUGCUCUGCACCCCGGAGACGCAAAUCUCGCCCGAGAACCAGACCAGGUCAAUCGGAUUGACGGGCAAUUCGACACCGCCCACGAAGAGGGACAGCUGCGGC